AUGGGACCCCAACGUGCUGUCACGUGGUGGGAUAAUGGCUUGUUGCGCAAAAAGCCACGUGCCCGAAAGAGGAAACGGCUCGCUCACUGCCUGGUUUGUGUCUCUCUCUCUCCUGCUGCAAUUCGCUCACCCCGCCCCGCCCCGCCCCAGGUGGAGUCUGCCUACAGCGACAGCGGGUUGGAUGCCUCAUUCUUUGUGGAAAGCACUAGGAAAGGAAGCAUAGUAUCCCGAGCCAACAGCAUUGGCUCCACCAGUGCCUCCUCGGUCCCCAAUACAGAUGAUGAAGACAGCGAUUAUCGCCAGGAAACCUACAAAGAGUCCUACAAGGACCGGCGCAGACGUGCCCACACUCAGGCUGAGCAGAAGAGACGAGAUGCCAUCAAGAAAGGCUACGACGACUUGCAGGCCAUUGUCCCCACGUGCCAGCAGCAGGACUUCUCCAUCGGCUCCCAGAAACUGAGCAAAGCCAUCGUCCUGCAGAAGACCAUUGACUACAUUCAGUUCCUCCACAAGGAGAAGAAGAAGCAGGAGGAGGACGUUUCUACCCUCAGGAAAGAUGUCACAGCUUUGAAGAUCAUGAAAGUAAACUAUGAGCAGAUUGUGAAAGCUCAUCAGGAUAAUCCGAAUGAGGGGAAAGACCAGGUCUCUGACCAAGUCAAGUUUAAUGUUUUCCAAGGCAUUAUGGAUUCACUGUUCCAGUCCUUUAAUGCCUCCAUCUCGGUAGCAAGUUUUCAGGAACUUUCCGCGUGUGUCUUCAGCUGGAUUGAGGAGCAUUGUAAGCCACAGACUCUGCGCGACAUCGUGCUGGGGGUUCUGCAUCAGCUGAAGAAUCAGCUCUACUGACUGUUGUUCCUGCCCGGGUCCCAGCAGCCUGGGCCUGUGUCCUUCACCCAGACAGCUGCAGAGCACGGCCCAACUGGGAAACAGGCUCCAGGAAUAGCUGGUCUAUUUCCCUUGUGGUUGUUCUUAAAGCUUCUCUCUGGAUUAUUUAUUGUAUUGGCCAAAACCAAAACUAGGCUGUACAUACCUCUCCACAGACCCUGUCGCAGUCUGUAGCACCAGAGGGUCCGUAGGGACUCGGCAGAGAAGGGAAUUUAAAUGUGGAUUAAAUACACUUCUUAUUGCCGAGAAGGAAGGAGGGGGAGGGUCUCACCAAACUGGCACAGCAGCAACUAGGCCUUUCCUGCGCCUGACUCCCUACAGUGGUGGCGGGUGCUCAGCACUUUGCUGCCUGGCCUGCUCUGGGCAGAGGGAGAGGGGAAUGGCCUGCAGUCUGACUACUGCCUGUGAGGAUGCAGGGCCUGGAAACCACAGAGCCUGGCUGGGAGCUGCUGAACACGGCUGGUUUCAGGCUAUGCACUUGCUGACAUUGCAUCACCCCAUGGGGCUGUGAAUGGCAGCAGGGACUGUGGCCCAGCAACAGGCAGGGAGACCUCUCUUCCCCCACCCUAUUAAAGAGCUCUGGCUGAGCUAUAAACCCUCCUGCACCAGGCUACACACUGACCUCUACCAACGGGGCUUAGGAAGAAGUGUCCCUUGGACAGGUUUCCCACCCUUGCAGGAUUUCUUGAACCUGUCUCUGAAGCAGCUGGUUCUAGUUACCGAUGAGACGGGUUCGGGACUAGUGAUUCUGGUGUGUCCCAAUCACCUCAUCCUGCCUAGGGACGGACGGCUGCUUGUUUCCCUGGUGCAGAAUGACUUUCAAAAAGGCAUGCCAAGGAAGCAGGCCCAUCACUGCCACAUGGAGAGGUGAGGAACAGUGUCAAAGGGACUCUCGCACAGAUGACAAUAGCUUUGGCCUUGGCUUGAGCCAGCUGCUGCCUUGGCCUGACUCUUGCCCCGGGUCCUAAACAAUUGCAGAUGAAUGCAGCUUUCUUUACAGGCUUCUCUAGCUUUAUCGGCACAGAGGCUGAUCUGUCGGGCUUUAUAUUACUUGGCACUUACAAUGAAGUCAUACUGUCUGGGAAAGUAGAAUAGUGUAGCACAGACUAAUUAGACGUCUCCUCUUGUUUAGAACUAUAUAGUUUUAUAUAUAAUAAAGCCUUGAUUUUUGUAAUGAAUUGAAAAAAAAAUCACACUAACCUGCUAUCAGUUUACAUUUUGCAGACAGCUGCUUGUCUGGGACAAUUUAAACCAGCUACACCCUGAUUCUUUCUUUAGCACCCCAGAAAUCUUAACAGCAACAGGCAGCUGUCCGCUAAAGCAGCAAUGGCUUUUUACUACUCAGACAAGGUGACGCUAUUGGAAUUACUCCACCAAAGUGAAUCUCUUACUACAUUAUUUGUUCAUUUCCAAUUAUGUGCCCACACCUCUAAAAAUCCAGUGAGAGUGGCUGUUGUGCAUUUCCUUCGGUGGUCGUUUCUUAGUGCUGGCUGUUUGCCUUUCAAACGCUGAGGCAUAAAGUUUUAACUGACGUUUUCCAUGUAACCAAGGAAAUGUUCCUGUUGGUCUUGGAUUUUAUAAAAGAAAACACUUCCACAGAGCACCUCAGUCAGUGCAAAUGCAGCAGACAGCCCCCAGGAAGUCCAAGCAUUUAUUUGCAGCAACAUGUCUAACGCUGAAGUGAACUGCACACACCAGGGGCAGCUACUGCUCAGGCAGUUCAAGCUCAGACACAGAACUCUUGUAAGAGGUUGCUUGGCUGUCAGGAAAGCACCCUGUUUGCAGAAGCAAAAGCCUGUGCUGUUUACUAAUAAGUGGCAUGUGCAUUUCUCCAAGGGCAUUGCUUUUUACAGACCUCACUCAGGGGGAAAGGAAAUAUUUUUCUAUCUUGGAAAGUAAUUAUAAUAAAUUUUUGCUAAGCAUUGUAAAA
Pelodiscus sinensis (Chinese soft-shelled turtle) is the source of this 2812-nucleotide messenger RNA. NCBI's taxonomy places the organism in Eukaryota, Metazoa, Chordata, Testudines, Trionychidae. The record is from RefSeq and is a predicted model, not a curated record.